Molecule: messenger RNA, 4613 nt
Organism: Drosophila elegans
Lineage: Eukaryota; Metazoa; Arthropoda; Insecta; Diptera; Drosophilidae
Gene: Tango1
Product: transport and Golgi organization protein 1
Exons: 7
Coding region: 136-4371 (1411 amino acids)
Biological process (GO): vesicle cargo loading; protein secretion; endoplasmic reticulum to Golgi vesicle-mediated transport
Cellular component (GO): endoplasmic reticulum exit site; endoplasmic reticulum membrane
Molecular function (GO): protein binding
Source: RefSeq, a predicted model, not a curated record
GCGCACGAGAGACGGUCACACCGAUGAAAAGCCAACUCAGCUGAAAGUGAACCCAUUUUUAUACACAAUAAAAAAAGGUAGCUGCAGCGGAAUAAGUUGAUUUCACCUGUCCACUGAGCCCCAAGACAAUGCAAAAUGCGGCUGGCCAACGAGAAAGCGAAAAUGCAGCCCCUGCUGAGUGACUUGGCCCUGUUGCUGGGCCUGGCGAUCUGCUGUCUUCCAACUUUGACGUGGGCCGCGUCUCUCUCCGACAAACGACUGUGCGCCGACCCGAAAUGUGAACAAAUCAUCUCGACGGGCAUUACCAAAAUCAGCUACGCCAGCGGCGGCGAGGGGCAGAUAUCCUUCAAGAUCAAUUCCCCCGUCCGCGUCCUGUCCAAAAGUGCCGGCUCCAACAUGCUGCUGUGGGGCGUCGAUAUCAACGGGCGGCGCGGCUACGCCAACAAGGACUUUAUCAUGGAAAAGAAGAUCCUGGUGCGAGACAAGGACCUGAAGUUUGUGGUGCCAGUAGUAGGACCUGGCAGUCCAGUUGCGUCCGUGGAGGAGCCACUGCAACCCGUUCUCAACUCGUCUGAGUCAGCCGAUGAUUUGGCCACGACCACGACGUCACCGCUUGAGGUUAACGUGGACUCAAUAGUGGUGGAGCAGAACCCGGUUAAGGAUCGGCAGGUUCCUGAUCCCACGGCGGCUUCCAAAGCCCAGGUGCAGCUCGUAGAAGGUACAGAGCUGCCGCUGGAGGCAAUUUCAGCUGUCAACGACAGCACAAUAUUGCCAGAAAAGACAGAAAAACCCCACGAAGCAUUGAAACUUGAAUCCGCCUCUGCAAUCGUUGACACGAAAGAGCCGCAGGCGUCACCUUCAGACUCCAGUCAGCUGCCUGCCACUGGAGCUCAGGAGCCGACUCUACCGACGCAGGCCAUCAACGCUGAACUUGAAGACACUGAGGAUUUCGAUUACGGGGAUGACGAGGCAGACGACAACGACGACGACGACGACAAAGACGAAGACGACUUCAAACAAUCUAGUGAAGAUAACGAACCGAAAGCAAACGAUAACAAAUCAAUUACGGGAUCGAUUGAACUGAACUCGAAUUCGGUUGACAAAGCGAACACAACUGAUAGCUUGGAGGAACCAAAGGCGGAAGUGGAGGUUCCAAAGCUAGAGGACGAUAAACUCGUUGUUCCAGCCACUCCUGAGAGUCUUGUUUUGCCAAACGAGGUGAUUACGGAAAAACUGACUGAGGUAACGGAAACUCCCAAGAAAGAGCCGGAAGUUGUCGUGGGAUCAAAGCCAUUGGAUGCUCUGCCAUCCGAGGUUGUCACUGAAGAGGUCCCUGAUGUACCGCAUCCGGUUGUUAACGAUGAGGUCAAAGAAAAAACAGUUCAGUUUUCUGCAGAAAUUCAAGCUGAGCCUGAAAAAGAAAACACCACUGAACCUCUUGCUCAAUCCGAAGAGGAAACCAAUAGUAAACCUGAAUCAGUGACCAGCUUACCUGCUCCUGCCACCAAAGAUGCUCCACUGAAUGCGAAACCAAUUGGCCUGCCGCCUCUUUUCGAAGCGAAAAACUUUGAGAACCCCAAUGAUUACUAUAAGCAGAUGCAGGAGCAGCGGAAAAUAAUUGAGGAAGCAGAGCGUCAGAAAAGGUUGCAAGCUGAAGUGGAGCAACAGAAGAUAAUAAAUGAGCAAGCGGAGCAGGAGAAGAGGUUACGCGAGGAAGCCGAGCAGCAGAAGAGGUUACGCGAGGAAGCCGAGCAGCAGAAGAGGUUAGCUGAAGAAGCCGAGCAGCAGAAGAGGUUAGCUGAAGAAGCGGAACAGCAGAAGAGGUUGCUUGAGGAAGCACAGCAGACACUGCAGGUUCAAGAUGCAGACCAGCAGCUCAAUGAUUCUGAUUCUGAUUCUGAUUCUGUGGAUCCAAUCCAAUCCAAUGAAGUCGUUGAUAAUGAUAAUGACUACUACAAACAGCAGCAGUCAGAUCAGCAGCAUCACCACCAUCAUUACGCACCGAGUGCAGAGCAAACUACCCCAACUCCUGACUCUGAUUCCCCGUACGGCGCAGUCCUCGAGGAGACCACACAAGCAGCGUACGCUGACUCACCUCGUGCGGGAGUUGGUUCCGUGGAGCCAGUGGCUCUGCCUGCGACUGCUAGUCCCGUGUCGGAGGCUCCCAUCAAGGAGAAUGGCUUGGGCCUUGGUCUUUUUGCCACCAUUGUCGGCACCGUAAACAAUUUUAUCGGCAAGGAGCCACAGGCGGGUCCACUAGAAAACAAUGAUGAGCUGCAGAGAAUUCUCUAUCCAGGCAAGGCUGAGGUGGCAUCCUCUCAAAAGGAAACUGAAGGCGCUGCUCCUGCCGAUGUCGAUGGUUAUUGUGCCCGUUUUCAAACCCGGGAUGCACACUGUCGUCCCGUUAUAUCCCUGGAUAAUUUUGUGGAAGUGAUGGCCGCCAAGCUGGUGGAGCACAGUCAGCUUUUGCUGUGUGUGCUGAUUGCGGCAGCGUCGUCUCUGUUCUUCGUCUUCGCCUACUACUGUUUCUGCAACAGCAGCCAGGAGGGAGCACUUCUCUCCAAACUCAAUCACUUGGAGCGCAGUUUGCUGGCCUCCCACAAGGAGAACCUGAUUAUCAAGCACGACCUGACGACCACACGAACCAAGUUGGCCAGCAUUGAGGACAACUCCUUUGGUUCCAACGACAUGGUGGCUGACCUCAAGAAGCAGCUGGAAUCUGAGCUUUACGAGAAGGCCAAGCUGCAGGAGCAGGUGGGCUCGCUAGAAAGGGAUCUGGACAAUGCGGCCGAGGCUGGAUUGGAGCUGAACAAAAUGUUGUCGGAAGUGCUGAGCAGCCAGAACGGCGAUGAGGCCUUCAUGAGCACCGUCGACGAACUGCAGCGGCAGCUCAACGACCAAGAGAAGAUCAUCCUCGAGAUCAACUCGAGUCUGGCGGAAAAGAGUCGCGAGAACAGCGAACUGCAGUAUGCAUUCACGGAGGCCACGGCCCGUCUUACCAGCGAUCUGAAGGCCCUGCAAGAGGACAACUACGAGUUGGAGAUGGAAAAGUCGAAGCUGCAAACUCGCCUCGAGGAAAUCCAGGCCAGCACCGAAUUGGAGUUGGCCAAGGCGCUGGAGGCACGCAAUUACGAAAUGCAGAGGCUGCAGAACCAAAUCCUCGAACUGACCGCCAAAUGGGAACGGGAACACGGCGAUCUGCAGACGAGUCUGGCCAAAAUUGAAGCCCUCGAAGACUGUCUCAAGGCGGUCAAGAAGGAUGCCAACUUCAAUGUCCAGGAACUGAUCACCUCGGCCAAGACGCGCGGCGAACUGAGCGCAACCCAUAAGAAGUUCGUCGAGCUGCAGGCGAAGCUGGAGCAGGAAGUGGCGCACAAGCAGCGUCUGGAAGUCCAGCUGCAGCAGUCGAGCGCAGAUGUGGAGCAGCUGAAGCAGGACUUCAACCAAUCGGAGCGCGACAAACUGGAAGCCCAGACGCGACUCGAGGUCCUGUCUGGCUACUUCCGCGAGAAGGAGAACGAACUUAAGAAAGAACUCAGCAUGCAGGAGACCAAAUGGCUGCAGCAUCAGGGCGAGAACGCCAGCACAGUGGAGACUCAGACGCUGAUGAAGAACGAAAUCCAAACUCUCAAAUCUCAGAACGACGAGCUGCGUGCCGAGAUCGAGGCCCAAAUAGCUUCGCACAAGGCCCAGAUGGGCACACUUGAGAACCGUGCCCAUGAGUCCUGGCUGGCGGCGCGCCAGUCGGAACGGCGAUGCGAGGAGGCGCUGGCCGAGGCCGCCGGCCUGAGGCGCAAGCUGACCACCAUGGCCAGCGGAGGAGUCGGAGAUGCAGCCGUCAUGGAGGCCAUCGCCUCCAACGGAGCGCCUGUGCUGGGGGCGGAACUGAAAACGGCUCCAUCGCCGCUUCCCUUGCCGGGCUCGCCACUGCUGAACAUGCCAAAUCCACUGCCAUUCCUGGCGGCGCCCUUCUCUCCGUUCAUGGGCCUUCCGCCGCCAUUCCUGCCCCCCGCUGGAGCGGGUGGGGCACGCCCUCCGCCCCUGGGGCGUAUGCGUUCGCCGCCGCCUUCGAACCGCAGCGAUCGGGAGCGGGAACGGGACCGGGAUCGAGACCGGUACUCGGACUACAGCGAUUACGAUGACUACGACGACGAUGAGGAGGACAUGCAUCGCCGUCGAAGACACAGCGGCAGCUGGGGCCGGCGUCAUCCGGACACUUACAACCACUCGCCGCGCACAUAUCGCUCGCUGUCCCCGUCGGACAGUCGCUACAACUACAACGACACGGAGACGGACUUUAGUCCGCCGCCCAGUCCACCGCCCGCUUCCUCGGGGAGGAGCGCGGCAUCACGACCCUACAGCGAGGUGUGAGGGAGAGCGUGUUUGCGUGUAACCUAUCAAGUCCUACCAAGUAUAUUAGACUCAAAACUAGUUCAAAUAUAUUUAUUAAUCCAACGACUAUCGUACGGUCGGGUCGGCCUCACUAACCGAUUCCACUUACAGGCAUCUCAGGAGAGAAACAAUCAACAUCAAAAAAAAGCAUAACUCCUGACUCAAUGGUGAAUGAUAACCAAGAAAUUCAACAAAAUUAAACUCAAACAAAAACCCAAAAA